Messenger RNA from Daldinia childiae, 3465 nucleotides. RefSeq names its product Topoisomerase 1-associated factor 1. Gene Ontology annotation, cellular component: replication fork protection complex. Bases 1 to 3465 code for a protein of 1154 amino acids. The transcript is spliced from 3 exons. The record is from RefSeq and is a predicted model, not a curated record. Gene Ontology annotation, molecular function: DNA binding. Gene Ontology annotation, biological process: DNA replication checkpoint signaling; DNA repair; replication fork arrest. NCBI's taxonomy places the organism in Eukaryota, Fungi, Ascomycota, Sordariomycetes, Xylariales, Hypoxylaceae.
AUGGAGUCUUCGGAUCGUACUACUACUGAUGUAGUGCAUCCCGAAGUUCGGGCGCACGUCAACAGUCUUGUCUCAGCUCUUGGUGGUUUCAGUGCUGACGAUGAUGGACGCUACGUAUUUGGAGACUCUGCCCUAGAGGUUUUACGUGAUAUUAAGAAAUGGAUUCGAUUCUACGACGAGAAAACGAACCGAAUGGAUGUUGCGCGAUGCUUGUCCGAAGCGAACAUAAUUGAGGGCGAUUUAUUACAUAUUAUCGCGGCUUGGUCCGAAAACGAGACCGACAAUAAAUUUAGGGCGAGGGCUGCUCUGGCAUGUUUGGAGAUUAUGGUUCCGUUGACAUGGCCACUGGAACGGGAUCUCGACCAGAUGACCAUCAACCACCAUCGACAUCUCCCGGUGCUACAGAUUGCCCAGGUCGGCUAUAAGCGUGCUAUAAUAAACUUCGAUGCUGCCCAGGUUCUUCAUACCGCUGUACGGGUUGCAUUACCUUCUAUGGCUCUGUCCCGUGGUGAUCGAUCUGGACGUGACGAAGGCAUCAUCAAGCUAAUCUUACUAUUCAUACGAAAUGUUGCUAUGAUUUCGCCACCCCCUGGAAUCAAAUACGACGGCGACGAAUCUCAGAUCUCGCGAUCGGCUCUAAUUGAUGCGUUUUCUUAUCAAGAUAUUCUACUUACUCUCCUUACGAUUGCUUCCAAUACGGGGGAGGAUUUUAACCAGGAAGGCAUCAUUGUGAUGGAGAUUAUAUUCCAUCUAGUCAAGCGUGUUGAUGUUUCUAAGCUGUUCAUGGAUGAGAAGCAGCUUAGCAAGACACAGUCGAACGAACUCACAGCAAUGAUGAAUAAAGAGGCAGCAAUGCACCGGCCUUACAAUCGAAAGGCCCCAUCUAGGCAUAAUCGAUGGGGGACUAUGGUCUGGGUGGAUCGAGGCGAUGGCAAGGUUUCAACUAUCAGUGGCCAGGAUGCCUUGCUGGAUGCGGCGAAGAGACAGCAUAAGAUGGACAACAGCAAGGUAUAUCGACCUCCACGGAGACCAAGGAAAGAGGAAAUGGAGCCAAAGGAUCUAGGCCCUCCAGUAUCACUAAACGUUAGAGCGCGACAGCAGCUCAAAGGUUUCGUGGAGGAAUUCCUAGAUUCUGGCUUCAAUCCUCUCUUCCAGCACGUCCGAAAGAAGCUUGACGAGCAAAAAGACUAUAUCUUCGAAUAUCACUCGCGUCAAUUCUUCUAUCUAGUAUCCUGGUUUCUGGAAGCUGAAAGAGUACGGAAGAAGGCCGCGAAGGAUCGCAAGUCGGCUAGCGCUGAAGAUUUUGGUUAUUUCAACCUUGUUGCUGGGGUGCUCAAUCAGCAAACAUUUAUUACGUUGAAUAGAGCCAUUGGAGAUUCGUUAGAAAGCAAGCGUUGGCAAGUGUUAUGCGCUGCUAUGCGAUGUUUUACUCAGAUACUUUUGACAGUUCAAGAGAUGUCAGAGUCAGGUAAUGAGGAAGACGAAGAGAUUGCAGAUAAUAUUCUUAGCCGCAUUUUUUACGAAGAGGAGACGCACGACAGAAUUGCGAAUAUUGCAAGGAACUACAAGGAUCAAGGCUUCGAGUAUCUCGACGCUUGCACUGAACUUACACAGACUUACCUUCGCGUUCUGGAAGCGUAUUCGAAACAGAACGUGGAUAUGCAAGUACGGUCAAGACGACGUGUCCGAAAAAAGAAGAAGGCCGCGAAAGCCACUGGAGAUGACGAAGAGAACCCCGUUGAAGAGGAAGACGAUUCCGAGAACGACCAGGCGAAUGCGGAACGAACAUCAAGCGAACGAAAGUUCGACUUCGGUCGUUUUGUGAAUCGGUUUACCCCUCAAGGCGUGGUGGAUACGUUCGUCCAAUUCACGAAAUACUACCAGGACCUAAAUGAUUCUCAACUGAAGCGGGCACAUCGGUACUUUUACCGCAUAGCCUUUAAACAGAAUAUGAGUGUUAUGCUCUUUCGAAUCGACAUUAUACAAUUAUUCUACAGUAUGAUUAAGGGCCAGGAACCUCUGGAUAAGGGCUCAACAAUGUUCAAGGAAUGGGAGGAGCUGGCGAAGCAGAUUCUGAAGAAGUGCAUCCGCAAAAUCGAGGAGCGGCCACAAUUGAUCAUCGAAAUGCUGUUCUCUAAAAUCAAUGCUACAGCACAUUACUUGGAGUAUGGUUACGAGAAACAGACCCUAUCUACGUCGCAGUCCAGGCCGGGAGCCGAGUUAGAGUUCCGACAUAUCGAGGAGCGGGAACAGCAAAUUGCGAUUGCUGUUGGUGUUUUGCUGGAUAAAAACCUGGCUGAUCAUAUCAACUGGGUUAAGGGCCAGCUAUCUACAGCAGAAACCGAGAAAAGGGCCUGGGAAGCAGCUGACAAAGCAAUGCCCUCAAUAGAAGGAGCUGGUAAUGAAGGCGAGCAGCAGAAUGAAGAGAAUGCUCCUAAAGAAUCUCCUCCUAUUUCUAUACGCCCGGAUAAUGAUGCUCGUCGCACUGCCAUGUUCAAGAAUUCUCAUCUCCGACUUCUCAUGAAGCUCGUUGGUUUUGAACGACUCGUUCCAAGCGUGGACGAGACUCCUGAAUCUGCUUGGGUUAUCCCGCCGCACGUGACAGCCGACCAAAUACAGGAUUCCCUCGACCUAAUCAAAAAGGCCGAGUUCAAUCCGCCAACAUUCGACGACGGCAAGCUAGCUGAAGACCAGCUAAGGAGGAAGGCGGCAGUACGGAAGAAGGCAGUCUUCGAUGACGAUGACGAAGGUAUCGCUGACGACGACGACGACGAAAUUCUCUUCCCUGCAGGCGGCCCAACGGCAAGAAAGGUAGCAGACGAGUUUCUAGAUAAGCCGAAGAAGACCCGACGGCGGCGACGGCGCGGCAGUGAUGCAGAAGAGCCUAGCGAAGAUCAACUAGAGGAGAAAGCGCGUGCACGUAAGGAACGUGAAAAAGCCAAGGCGCGGCGGUUUAAGAGUGACUUGUAUGUGCACGCGAGUGACGACGAGUCGGACGAUGGAGAGCGGUGGGCCGAGUUUUACGCCAACGAAGAACGCAUUCGGAAGCGGCAAAGUGCGACGGCGGCGAAAAACGCGGUUGCAGUUACGACAUCCGCUGUCCCGAAACAGGCCGAGAAGCGCAAGGCGCAGGAGCUACUGGGGCACGAUAGCGAUAAUGAUGAUGAUCUCAUCUUACCGCAGGGGUCGGAGGAUGAAGAUGAAGAUGAGGGUGAAAGGAGAGAGAAUGGCACGCCAAGGACGGAUGAUACGCCGUUGUCAUCAAGUCCGCGUGCGGGCUCGGUAUCGAGCGCGAAGAGAAGGCGUUUGUCGAAGGAGCCUCCCAGUUCGGCACCGGCCGCUACUGAUGAAGAUGUCGAGAUGGCAGAUGCAGAUGCGGAUGACGAUGAUGUGCCUGCUGCGAAAGCGCCUACGAGGCGGCGGGCUAGGGCGGGAUUUAUUGUUGAUAGCAGCGACGAAGAAUAA